Molecule: messenger RNA, 2121 nt
Organism: Diabrotica balteata
Lineage: Eukaryota; Metazoa; Arthropoda; Insecta; Coleoptera; Chrysomelidae
Source: the annotation of a GenBank genome assembly
AUACCAUUAAAUACGUGAGAUAGCAAACAUUCGCUUAAAUAUUUUACUUUAGUAGUUUGGUUUGAAGGUGCUGUGAGUAUAAUAUCGACAUAGGCUCUGCGUGAGGUUUCUAUUUGAUCAAAAUGAUGUUUAAAACUGCAAGAUUUUUUGUGACAACAUUCCAAACCAGAAAUGCCAGCAAUGUGUCAUUCAUCGGUCUCGGCCAAAUGGGUGCCAGAAUGGUCAAGAACCUCACCAGUAAAGGGCAAGAAGUAAAAGUAUUCGAUAUUGUACCUGCAGCACUUAACAGUGUUGCGAAUCUUAAGGGUACUCAAGUUUGUAGUUCGCCCAAAGAUGCAGCAAAAGAUGCAAGUAUAGUGAUCACUAUGCUUCCCACAGGCGAUAUUGUUAAAGAUACUCUUUUAGCCGAUAAUGGUAUUUUAAAAGGCAUUCCCAAAAAUUCUCUUUUCAUCGAUUGCUCAACGAUAGAACCCAAAAUGGCUCAAGAAUUAUCCAAAAUAUCUAAAGAAAACGGCGUUAGAUAUAUUGAUGCACCGGUAUCGGGAGGUGUAACUGGAGCUGAAAAAGGAACGCUAACAUUCAUGGUUGGAGGAGAUAAAAACGACUUAAAAGAAGCUGAACCCGUUCUUAGUAAAAUGGGAGCUAAAAUAUUUCCCUGUGGAGAUAUUGGAGCAGGACAGAUAGCCAAGCUUUGCAACAAUCUUAUUUUAGGAAUAACUAUGAUUGGAACCUGUGAAGCAAUGAAUUUGGGUGUUAAAUUAGGUUUGGACCCAAAACUUUUAACAAACAUAGUCAAUGUAUCCACGGGUAGAUCAUGGUCUUCAGACACAUACAAUCCAGUUCCUGGAGUUAUGCCUGAUGUACCACCUUCAAACGGAUACGAGGGAGGUUUCAGUGUGCCUUUAAUAGCCAAGGAUUUAGGUUUAGCGGAAGCAGCAGCAUUAAGUUGUGGUACUCCACUUUUAUUGGGGGCUUUAGCUCAUCAAAUAUACAGAGCACUGAUUCUCAAUGGUUACGCCGACAAAGAUUUUGCAGUAGUCUACGAAUUUUUGAAGGGACAAAGUAAAUAAUGAAGACCUAUAUUUAUUUGUUAUAAAUAUGUUUUAAUAAAUUUAUGUUUAUUUUUAAAUAUUCGUAUUGGUAAUUUCGUUUAAAGUCGGUUUUACUCUUGGGGGACGUGUUGCAGACAGAGACAGUAGACUAUAGGUACUAUAGAGGAAAUAAUUCUAUUCAGGACAAAAUAUUUUAGUCACACCGAACCAGUUCGAGCCAUAAGAUUAAAGAAAUAUUCAAAAAUCGUUUUUUGACGGACAGUAAACAAAAAAUUAAAGUAAUACGCUUCAAUUUAAAGUAAUAUUAAGUACACUCUAUGUUACUCCUAGUUUUUUAUGAAUAUUCUUUAAAUUUAAUCAAACAACAAUAUCAAUCAAUCAAAAUUCUGUGUUGAAUUAUAAAAGUCCAAUUUUCGUUUACUGUCUGGUUGUAGUUUUCGAAAGAGGUUUUUAUUUGUUUAAUGUCAUGUAGGUUUUGUUCACGUAGAAUAUAGUAGUUAGAUUAUUCUAAGAUUGCGCCAUGUCAAAAAAUGAUUCAACAAGAUUUUCACCAGCACUUCCUAAUUUUGAAAGAGAAUUAGCUCCAACACACGUAACCAAAUGCCAAAAUAUACAUGAUUAUGCAGAAAAAUUGAGUAAAUUGAAAGAAUUACCCGUGUUUUACGUGUUAUUUUUGGGACUUUGGUGUUUUAGUGUAAUGGACAACAGAUAUAGCUAGUCAUAAUAAAAUAAAUAAAAACUUAUCCUGUAUAAUAACAUAUACCUACUCUCCCUGUCUGAUAUUAUGUUAUACAUUUCUACUCUUAGAUAAAAAUGUGUAAGAGUAUGCCAUAUUCUGGACUGAAAUGAUAUAUUUUUUGGUAUGAAAUGAGUUUUUAUUUGUUACUCCACGGCAAUAUUUAUUUUCCGUUACUUUUAAAUGAAUUUUUAGACGGUAAAUUCAGAACAUACGUUUUGAAUUUAAAGCCGAAUGUUUAUUAGAUUAUAAGGUCCUGAAACUUAAAUACUAUGUUUAUAUGGGAAUAAGCCAUAAUCACCAAAUUGUAAUGACAAUUAAAUUUUACCUGAA